Penicillium coprophilum is the source of this 1533-nucleotide messenger RNA. RefSeq names its product putative MFS transporter. Gene Ontology annotation, cellular component: membrane. The record is from RefSeq and is a predicted model, not a curated record. The transcript is spliced from 3 exons. The coding region runs from base 1 to 1533 and encodes 510 amino acids. Lineage: Eukaryota; Fungi; Ascomycota; Eurotiomycetes; Eurotiales; Aspergillaceae. Gene Ontology annotation, biological process: transmembrane transport. Gene Ontology annotation, molecular function: transmembrane transporter activity.
AUGGCCGAAACCCAGAAUGCCAUCAGCGAGGCGGAGUUGGGGCCGAAGAUGGACCUGACCCAUCAGGAAGUUGUGCAUAUGACCGAGUUAAGUCCGGAAGACAAAGUCAUCGAGAACAAAUUACGCAAGCGCAUCGAUGCCCUGAUUAUGCCACUGGCUAUCCUGGUAUACCUGAUGAACUAUAUUGAUCGCAACAAUUAUGCAGCAGCGAAGCUCCAAGGUCUCGAGGACGACCUCAACCUCGACGAUACAAAAUACCAGACCGGUCUCUCUAUUCUCUUCGUUGGAUACAUUCUCAUGCAGGUGCCUUCCAACAUGCUUCUGAACUACAUGGGUCGACCAUCCUACUACAUUGGAUUCUUCGUCACCGCUUGGGGACUGGUAUCGGCAGUGACAAGUCAAGUCACGACCUACGGAGGCAUUGUGGCCUGUCGAUUCAUUCUCGGCUUGGUGGAGGCACCCUUCUUCUGUGCCAUUCUCUUUUAUCUAUCUAAAUGGUACACAAAGAAGGAGUUGGCUUUCCGAAUGAGUAUCUUUUACUCCGGCUCUUUGCUGAGUGGCGCCUUCGGAAACCUCAUUGCCGCGGGUAUUCUCAACGGUCUCAAAGGCCAUCGAGGACUUUCUGCAUGGCAAUGGCUUUACAUUAUCGAGGGCUCCAUCACUUGUGCCGUCGGAUUGCUCAUUUGCUUCGUUCUACCCGACUUCCCGGAGACAUGGAAGAUGUUAGAUCCAGAGAUGCGCCGAGUCGCCCAGCGACGUCUCGCCAUAGAGGCUGGCCAGGCCGAUGUGGAUGAAGGCGGCAGCAAAAGCCAAAUCGAGGGCUUCAAACUCGCCAUGACGGACAUCAAAACAUAUGUUUUUGCCUUGGCGUAUAUGUGCAUUACCGGAGCCUCGGGUUUCCAAAACUUCUUCCCGACAUUGGUAAAGACUCUCGAUUUGCCCGAGACCAUCACUCUGGUGCUGGUGGCACCCCCAUAUCUCUUCAUGGUUGUAUAUUCCCUUUGCCACUCGGUGGCUUCUGAUAAGCUGGAGAAGAGAUUCUGGUUCUUUGUCUACCCGAUCCCGAUCACGAUCAUUGGAUUCGUCGUCUUCAUGAAAACCGAGUCCUUUGGAGCACGAUACUUCUCGUUCUUCUUGAUGGUCUUCGUCUUCGCGCAGAACGGAACUCUAUACUCCUGGCUUGCGAGUUCCAUUCCCCGUCCCCCUGCAAAGCGUGCUGUCGCCUUUGCGUUUUUCAAUUCCAUUGGAAACAGCGCUUCAAUCUGGACGCCCUAUACGUACAUUGAAAAGGAGAAACCUACUUACGAGACCGCGAUGGGUGUUUGCAUUGCCCUGCAGGUGAUUGGUGGCCUUGCCGCCCUCUUCUUAUACUUCAAUCUGAACAUGCUCAACAAACGCCAGGAGCGUCUGGAGAAUGAGGACGUUCAGCUUAGCGAGAAGGAUAUUCGUCGGCUGCAGGCUACCGCUGAUCUUGAGGGGAUCGACAUUGCUGCCGCCAGGCGACUGCAGAAGGGAUUCCGCUAUGUAUUGUAG